Malaya genurostris is the source of this 1440-nucleotide messenger RNA. RefSeq lists its product as uncharacterized. Lineage: Eukaryota; Metazoa; Arthropoda; Insecta; Diptera; Culicidae. The transcript has 4 exons. Gene Ontology annotation, molecular function: Hsp90 protein binding. The coding region runs from base 159 to 950 and encodes 263 amino acids. The record is from RefSeq and is a predicted model, not a curated record.
UGAACGAAAAUGGCAGCAUCAUGUUUAAGUUAAAGUGAAAUUUUCUUCAACAAAAAUCAAUAAAUCAUUGAAAUCAUAUGGUCUGGCUGGACUAGAUUGUAAUUUUGGUUGAUUGGUUCGCAAACUUUGUGCAAGGAGGCUGCCUCAAAUAAUAAGCAAUGGAUAGUACAAGUUCGUCUGCUGGUGCGUCAAACUCUGAGAAAGAGGGAAAAAGCAAUCUAAACUUAUCGGCCGACGAAUUGAAGGAAGAAGGCAACCAAUGUGUAAAGGCUGCCAACUUUACGGAGGCCAUUCUGCAUUACACACACGCGAUCAAGCUAAACCCAAAUGACCCCAUUCUGUUCAGUAACCGAUCACUAGCUUUCUUAAAAAUGCAGCAGUACUACUACGCUAAUGAGGAUGCAGAUAAAGCGAUAGCACUCAAUCCAACUUGGGCAAAGGGUUAUUACCGAAGGGCAGAAGUACAUGUCGCAGUGGGAGAGUAUGAGACGGCUUUGCUAUCGUAUGCAAAGGCUCUUCAGUUGCAGCCGCAGGAUAUGGGUAUAAUACAGGCAGUACGGAAAGCGGCCGACCUCAGUAAUCAGGACAUUGAGAAAGAAAAACAAACGCCGGUCUUGGGUGCAGGAAUCGGGUGCGUGGUAGGAAUGUGCAUUGUAUUCGCUGAUAUGUUGGUGACAGAAACACCGGCAAUUAAGUAUACUUCUUUAAUGGUUCUGGUGGUACUGGUGGUAGCCGCGAUCGGUUUUGGGAUAGCAAAAUUGAUUCGAUACUACAGCAAACUGCAACGGAAAGGACUGUUGGAGCCUCCAGUAAAUUUACUCGAAGAAUUCCAAACAUCCAAAGAAGAAGGCGCAGAUAAUGGCGAUAUAGGUGAAAUGGAUCAGAAACAGCCCAGAAAUCGAUACUCAAAAGCGCAGGCCAGACAACGCUUCAAGAAGGGAAAAACAUGAUCUGGCCACGAAUUGACCUCCGACUGAAUACUAGUCCCGUGCUAGACCACGAAUGGUUACACACAUUGAAAUAUGAAGGAUUAACAACCGCGAACAAGAAAAAAUCACAAUAUCAAGUUAUUACUUUUCUGUCUGCAACUGCACGUUAUAUGCAGAUCUGCUUCGUCAUCGAAGCAGAUGAAAGUGAUCUGGACUGCGGAGGGAUCAUUUUAUCUUGAGAAUUUUCUAAAACAUUAAGUACCAUUCAAAUUUUACUAGAAGCUACCAUGAUGACAAACGUAACCAUUCUUUAGCUACAAUUUUUUUUAAUAUUCAUUAUGUAGCUUGAAGAUUAGUUUAAUUAAGUAAACUGUAAUAUGUAUUUUUAUUUUCAAAGUAUUUUUAUUUGAAAUUGUUAGAUGUUAUUGAAAGCAAUAGGUAAAAUGAAAAAUAUUGGAGUUUUAAAUAAAUUGACGGUGGUAUGCUGAAAUUUGCAUGCGUUAUGGAAAAA